AUGGCCAAGAAGAACCUCACUUCAGUUACAGAAUUCCUCCUUAUCGCAUUCAUUGACUAUCCUGAAUGGGCACUUCCUCUCUUCCUUAUGUUUUUAUUUAUCUAUCUCAUCACGUUGUUGGGAAACCUGGGCAUGAUUUUUUUGAUCCACACAGAUCGCCGGCUCCAGACCCCAAUGUACUUCUUUCUGAGUCAUCUCUCUUUCAUGGACAUCUGCUAUUCCUCUGUCACUGUGCCUCAGAUGAUGGCUGUGUUGAUGGAGCAUGGGUCCACAUUAUCCUACACGCGUUGUGCUGCUCAAUUCUUCCUCUUCACCUUCUUUGGCUCCAUCGACUGCUACCUGCUGGCCCUUAUGGCCUAUGACCGUUAUGUGGCUGUUUGCCAACCCCUGCUUUAUGUCACCAUCAUUACACAGAAGGCCCGUGUGGGUUUUGUGGUCGGUGCUUACAUAGCUGGUUUCUUCAGUGCCUUGGUGCGGACUGUCUCAGCUUUCUCGCUCUCUUUCUGUGGGAACAAUGAGAUUGACUUCAUUUUCUGUGACCUGCCUCCUUUGUUAAAGCUGACCUGUGGGGACAGUUAUACCCAGGAAAUGGUAAUUAUUGUGUUUGCCAUUUUCGUCAUCCCUGCCUGCAUGGUGGUGAUCUUGGUGUCCUACCUCUUUAUCAUUGUGGCCAUUUUGAGGAUCCCAUCAGCUGGAGGUAGAGCCAAGACCUUCUCCACUUGUGCCUCACACCUCACUGCUGUGUCUCUCUUUUUUGGCACCCUCAUCUUCAUGUACCUGAGAGAUAACUCUGGCCAGUCCUCACAGAAGGAUCGGGUGGUGUCUGUGUUCUAUACAACUGUGAUCCCCAUGUUGAACCCUCUCAUUUACAGCCUGAGGAACAAGGAAGUGAAGGAGGCUCUGAAGAAAAUCCUUAACAGAAACAAGUUGCCCUAA
Sorex fumeus (smoky shrew) is the source of this 936-nucleotide messenger RNA. RefSeq names its product olfactory receptor 9Q1-like. NCBI's taxonomy places the organism in Eukaryota, Metazoa, Chordata, Mammalia, Eulipotyphla, Soricidae. The record is from RefSeq and is a predicted model, not a curated record. Gene Ontology annotation, cellular component: membrane. Gene Ontology annotation, biological process: sensory perception of smell; G protein-coupled receptor signaling pathway. The transcript has a single exon. Gene Ontology annotation, molecular function: G protein-coupled receptor activity; odorant binding; olfactory receptor activity. Bases 1 to 936 code for a protein of 311 amino acids.